Messenger RNA from Panicum virgatum (switchgrass), 2051 nucleotides. RefSeq names its product fatty acid desaturase DES3-like. Bases 175 to 1395 code for a protein of 406 amino acids. The record is from RefSeq and is a predicted model, not a curated record. Gene Ontology annotation, biological process: lipid metabolic process. Gene Ontology annotation, molecular function: oxidoreductase activity, acting on paired donors, with oxidation of a pair of donors resulting in the reduction of molecular oxygen to two molecules of water. The transcript has 6 exons. Lineage: Eukaryota; Viridiplantae; Streptophyta; Magnoliopsida; Poales; Poaceae.
AUGAGAUGCAUGCAGAGGCAGAGGCAGACAUCCAUCCAUCUGCCGAGUGCCCGCCGCUUUCGUCUCCCCUCCCCGGCCCCCUCUCCUCUCUGCUAACUAGCAAUUGCUCCCCACCAUCCGUAGAUUCUUCUUCUCCUCCAGCUCCGGCCACCGCCCGCCCGUCGACGAUUAAUAAUGCAGCAGCAGCAGCAGACGACGACGACGACGACAACAACAACGCCGCCGGUGCAGCCGCAAAAUAAAAGGAUGAGGCAUCAGCAGCAGCAGGAGGAGGAGGCGGCCGCCAAGGCCACCGAGGACAGCCGCUUCCUCUUCGACGCCGGGAAGCCGCCUCCGUUCCGCAUCGGCGACGUCCGCGCCGCCGUGCCGGCCCACUGCUGGCGCAAGAGCCCCCUGCGGUCGCUGUCCUACGUGGCAAGGGACGUGGCCGUGGUGGCGGGGCUGGCCGCGGCGGCGGCGGCGCUGGACAGCUGGGCGCUGUGGCCGAUCUACUGGGCUGCGCAGGGGACAAUGUUCUGGGCGCUCUUCGUCCUCGGACACGACUGUGGUCACGGGAGCUUCUCCGACAGCGCGACUCUCAACAGCGCGGUGGGGCAUCUCCUCCACUCCUUCAUCCUCGUCCCCUACCAUGGAUGGAGGAUCAGCCACAGAACGCACCAUCAGAACCACGGCCACAUUGAAAGGGACGAGUCAUGGCACCCGAUCACGGAGAAGCUUUACCGGCAGCUUGAACCACGCACCAAGAAGCUACGCUUCACCGUCCCGUUCCCGCUCCUCGCAUUCCCCGUCUACCUAUGGUACAGGAGCCCCGGCAAGAAUGGAUCUCACUUUCUUCCCAGCAGCGACCUGUUCAGCCCCAAGGAGCGGGCCGAUGUCAUGCUCUCAACCACCUGCUGGUGCGUCAUGCUCGCAUCGCUGCUCGCCAUGGCGUGCGCCUUCGGACCACUCCACCUGCUCAAGCUCUACGGCGUCCCAUACCUUGUAUUUGUGAUGUGGCUUGACCUGGUGACGUACCUGCACCACCACGGCAGCCCCGAGCAGCAGCUCCCCUGGUACCGCGGCGACGAGUGGAGCUACCUGCGUGGGGGCCUCACCACCGUGGACCGGGACUACGGCUGGAUCAACAACAUCCACCACGACAUCGGCACCCAUGUCAUCCACCACCUCUUCCCGCAGAUCCCGCACUACCAUCUCGUAGAAGCAACCAAGGCUGCGAGGCCGGUGCUGGGCAGAUACUACCGGGAGCCGCAAAAGUCAGCAGGGCCGCUGCCACUUCACCUCUUUGGCGUGCUCCUCAGGAGUCUCAGAGUGGAUCACUUUGUCAGCGACCACGGGGAUGUCGUCUACUACCAAACUGACCACACCUUGCUUGAUCAACACCCAAAACGGCCAUAAGCAAAACUAGUGAUUCGUUCCAUCUGCAUGCAGCUGGAAAUUAAUAUUAUAUUACGACGACCUCAAGUUUAAGCAUGCACAAGGCAAGGAUUUAUACGUACGGAAUUAAUAAUUACAUCCUGGUAGAUCGAUUUAGGUAGCAUAGAAAAGUUAGUCAAAUAAUUUCAGCAGCAAAGCAAGCAAGCAAGCAAGCAAGGGAUGGGAUCCUGAUCUAAUUAUAUUCAAGCGCACACACACAUAUAUAUGCAUGUAUUGUUCGUUGAUUAUUGGGCUAUCUAGCUCAUCGGUCGGAUCAUCAGAUUCUUGAGAUCAUUUAUAUUCAUCAUCACCCACCAAGCAGGUUGGGUAGCUAAGCAUUGUUAUUAUAUAUAGUCAAUACAUAUAUAUGUGUAUUGUUCGUUGAUUCAAGCAAGGGAUGGGAUCCUGAUCGAUCUAAUUCAAUCAUACACACAUAUAUAUGUGUAUUGUUCGUUGAUUAUUGGGCUCAGAUCAUCAGAUUCUUCAUCGCCGAUGGCGACUAGAGUAGCUAAGCAUUGUUAUACAAUAGACAAUAUAUUUGUAUCCCUGGGUUGCAUUGCAUGCCCCCACUCUGAAACCUGUAUUUGCCAGCUCUGGCUCACAAAUUGAAAAACAUGAGUCGAUCUAUGUGUAUCAAA